This is a messenger RNA of Linum trigynum, 5256 nucleotides long. The record is from the annotation of a GenBank genome assembly. NCBI's taxonomy places the organism in Eukaryota, Viridiplantae, Streptophyta, Magnoliopsida, Malpighiales, Linaceae.
AAUUAUUCUAUAUUUUGAUUAUGACAAAAAAGAAACUCUAUAUUUCGACAUUGGAAUUCGAUUUUUUGGCCCGAAAUUUGAUUGGAUUAUGAGUGGUGUAUAAUGUAUUGAUGUUAGAUAUCGGUGUGCCGGACCCGGGUUAUAUCUUAUCUGUUUCCAUUCCAAGCUGCACUCUCCAUUCUCAUUUCUCCACUCGUAAGUCAACGGCGCCUUCCCUCUCUUCCCCCCAGUCGCCUGUUUCGUUCCUUUCUUCAUUUCAACUAAUCCAUUUCAAGAAUUUGCAGAAGCAGCCGAUAUCGGACGCUCUCCUCUCUCUGUCUCGCUUCCGGAUUCUUUCCCCAGUUCCUAUGCUUGAGCGGCGUCCUGUAAGAUUCUAUCUUUCUUUCCCCUCCUCUGCUCUGUAAUUGUCGGAUUCUCGAUUCGUGCUCCGAUCCUUCGAAAUCUUCCUGCUUCGAUUUCGCCAGACCACCCAGUCCUAGAAUUUUUUUCAUUCCUCAUUUUCAUGCUUGAACUAUUUCAGUUUUUCGUUUAAGCCCUCAUUGUUUCUGACAAGUAUUAUUAACUAAAAAAAUAUAUAUAUAUAUAUCAAAUCAAACAUAGGAUCAGAGUAGUUUACAGUGUUGCCAUAUAGAUUAUUGACUCAGGAUGGACUGGCGUAAGUUCUAACUUUAUCAUUUGUAAUGAAGAAAUGGGUAGUGGAGCUUUGACAGCGGCUGCAUUGGUGCUUCCCCUUAUUCUCCUGCACAAGCUAUGGACGGGAAGUAGAAGUUCCGGCGCCUCGAACAGUAUUGACGAUGCCUCUCCAGAAAAGGAUUCCGGUUCGCUGCCCCUGCCAACAGGAGAAUACGAAGUGUUUCUGAGUUUCAGAGGUCCAGACACCCGUCAUCAAAUUACUGAUAUCCUCUACCGGUUUCUAGUGAACUUGAAAAUCCACACAUUCAAAGAUGACGACGAGCUUCGGAAAGGAGAAGGGAUCUGGCCAAGUCUCGUCAAGGCUAUUGAGCAAUCCAAGAUUUUUGUUCCCAUCUUGUCAAAGAAUUAUGCUAAUAGCAAAUGGUGUCUUAAAGAGCUUGCCGCUAUUGUUGAGCGGAAAGAGCAAGACAAGGGAUGCAUCAUGCUCCCCAUUUUUUACAUGGUGGAUCCGAAAGAUGUUCGACAUCAAACUGGGCCUUUCAAGAAGGCAUUCCAACAACACAAGAAGAAUUUCGAUGAAAAGACCAUACAGGUAUGGAAAGAUGCAAUGAGCAAGGUUGGAGGUGAGAAAGGAUGGCACAUCAAAAGCAAUAAUGAGCAAGGAGCUAUAGCAGAUCUUGUCACUGGCGAUGUAUGGUCACAUCUAAGCAAGAAGAACUAUAUAAUAGAGACAGAUAAGUUGAUUGGUAUUGAUAGUCACACAGAAACAGUAAAAGAAAGAAUGACUCUAGACUCUGGAGGCGUGACAAUUGUUGGGAUUCACGGCAUUGGUGGUGUCGGUAAGACCACUAUUGCUAAGGCUGUAUAUGACAAAGUGUCUGGUCAAUUUGAUCGUUGUAGCUUUGUCGAAAAUAUAAGGGAAAUGCUACAACAAAAGGAUGGUGUUAUGAUUCUGCAGAAGCAUAUCAUCUCAGACAUUUUAAGAACACAAUAUGUCGAAUCCAUUGCCAAUGUUGGUGAAGGAAUCAGAAUUCUGAAAGAUAGAAUUUCUCGUUUUAAAUUUCUUAUUGUGCUCGAUGACGUGGAUGAGGAGUUUGAAUUCAACGAGAUAUUGGGAAAAACUGAGGAUAAUCUCUCGGGAAGUAGAUUUAUCAUUACUUCUAGAAACGUAAAAGUCUUGAGUACUCUGACUGAAGAAUCCAAGUUAUAUAGAGUUCGAGAGAUGAGUAAUCCUCACGCACUUCAACUCUUCUGCAAGUUCGCUUUCAGAAAGGACUCUCCUCCAUCAAGUUAUCAGACUUUGUCGAGAGAUAUUGUAUCAGUUGCAGCUGGACUUCCAUUGACACUCAAAUUGGUAGGCUCACUUUUAUAUGGAGAGGAGGAUCUUAUUUGGAAAGAAAAACUAAAGCAACUAAAAGAAAUUCCUGAGGAAAAGGUUGCAGAAAGGUUGAAAAUAAGCUAUGAUGCACUAAAUAAUGAGGCGAAAGAGAUUUUCUUGGAUAUUGCUUGUUUCUUCAUUGGAAUGGAGACCAAGAUUCCUUCUUACAUGUGGAGUGGUUGUAGUUUUUUCCCAAUAAUCAAUAUCAAUAUCCUCAUUCAAAGGUCGAUGAUUGAAAUUGGGGAUGAUAAUGAGUUCGAGAUGCAUGAUCAACUCAGGGAUAUGGGUAGAGAGAUCGUAAGGAAAGAAAAUAUGAAGCAUCCAUGGCAGAGAAGUAGAAUAUGGUCGAAGCAGAUAGCUUUAGACAUGUUACGUAACAGAAAGGGAACAAACCGGGUCGAGGGCACUAGAUUAAAUGGUGUUGUGGAGGAGCUUGAGAAGGAAUGCUUUAUGAAUUUAUCAGAAUUAAGAUAUCUUGAUGUAAAUGUGAAGAGGCUCACUGGCGAUUUUAGCAAUUAUCUUCCAAAUUUAAGAUGGCUUCAAUUGAAGAUUGGAACUGGUGAGGUUCUGCCUAAGUUUUGUAUGAAAACCUUGGUGAUUCUUCAACUCUUAAGCCCAGUAAUCGAUGAUUGGGGAGGGUUGACGCAUAUCAAGAUGGCACACAAGCUGAAAGUUCUGAAAGUUUUUGGUCAUUAUGGCCUGACCCGCAUUCCUGAGUUCCCUGAAUCCCAGAGCCUAGAGAUUUUACAUCUUCUUCAUUUCGGCAGUUUAUUGUUUCCGAAGGACCUGGAUAUUGGGAAUUUGAGGAGCCUAAAAGAGUUACGCCUACGGAGUUGUAAGGUGAGGGAGAUUAGGGGCGGAACCAUUGGGAUGUUGAAAGGACUUUCUGAGCUUGAACUAAAAAAUGUUUAUUGUGAAAAGAAUCCAAGAGAAGUGCUUGCUGAUAUUGGGAAGUUGCAGUUUCUUGAUGUCUUGAGAGUAGACGUGAAAUAUACUCUGGGACGAUUUGUAUUGCGUAGAGAGAAUUUGCUGUUGGGGUCUAAGCUUCCCACAAGUUUGAAGGUGCUACUGACUUCCUCUCCGGUUGCUAAUCUUCCAGAGCUGAGAGAAUUGGAGGAACUGACAGUUGAAGAUUGUGGUAGGUAUGGGCUUGAAAUCCCGCCAGCAGACACUGAUAGCAAUACGUGGUGGAAGUUAUCCAAAUUGAAGUCUCUCAGGCUAACGAGAACAAAGUUGACUCUCCCAACUAAGUUGUUGCUUCCAUCAUCGCUAACCACCCUCCACAUCUUGGAGUGUCGGGAAUUGGAGUGGCUCCCAAGACUAGAGAACCUGGAGAACUUGACUCUAUUAGUAAUCUCCUUCUGUCCCCUGAUUAAAGAGAUCCCGGGUCUUGACAGUCUCCAUUCUUUGACUAAGUUGAGCGUUUCGGAAUGCGAGGCAUUGGAAAGACUACCCAGCCUUGCGUCUUUGAGCAAGUUACGUGAGUUAAUUGCAUGCUCUUGCCCUCUUGUUGCAGAAAUCCAAGGGCUUGGAGGACUGAAAAUGUUGCAGCUUCUCAGGAUUGAUAGUGCACAGAGUUUAACUCGUCUCCUUGGCUUUGGAGCUCUCUUGUCCUUUAACAAGUUAGAAACUUUAACCAUAACCAACUGCCCUCUUCUCACAUCACUGUCAUUCCCCGACCUUGAUGGUGGUGGUGAUGGUGGCUGUAGCAACUGCCAGUUACCAGCUGUACUCUACUCUUUACGAUAUCUGUCCAUCAGUGGGACCUCAUCAUUUGUGCAGAUAUUGUGCCGGAUGCUUCAGCUGUCACAGCUCCCUAGCCUUCUGACAUUGAGACUUAUGAUGAUGGGGGUUGAUAAUGUAGAUGUGGAAUUACCCUUGGAGUGGGUUGAGUCUAUGGAAGAGCUCGAUGAACUGAUUUUGGGUGGCUGGGCCUCAAUGUGGGAACUACCUUUUCUGUCAAAGCUCCGAAACUUGAAGAGGUUAACUAUCACUGAUGCUCCAAAUCUGCAGGAGAUUGAGGGACUUGCUGCGUUGAAAUCUCUUGAGCGCCUAAAGCUCAGUGGCUGCACAUCCUUGCAAAGAUUGCCAGCAGGCGACUUAUCUGGUUUGAAGCAACUGGAAAGCAUAGACAUCAGUGGCUGCGGAAACUUGAUUGAUCGAUCUACUCCGAGAAAACAAAACGUCAACAUACUCAGACGCUGGAAGGCUGCUGCGAUGAUGAUUGACCCUGACUUGCUGUGGGACAGGCUAUCCCCGUCACAUCUCUGAAAUGCAAAGACUCCAAUAUCUCGUUGCAUUGCCAUUGUUUCCAUUGAGCAAAUGCUGAGGUGGAGCAAUUGUGGAGAUCUAAAAUCUUAAAAAUGGUUGGUCCUCUCUCAUUCCCCACCAAAGUUCGUUCUUGUUCUUUCUUGUGGAUGUGCUGUAUUGGUCAGAUAAUGUAGGCAAGGAGGAAAUGGUGACUGAGUUUGCUUUUCACUUUUUUUGUUACACUGCCUGUUUUCCUUGCAGAAGUGGCAGGCUUUACAUUACAGCCGCCUGCAGAUUGUUGGUUAUGUCAGGAUGUCUUCCUUCCUUCAGGCUCCUGUGUUCCAGUAUCGUGCCUUUUCUUCUCGCACUCUGUCUGCAGAGCUGUUGUGGUUACGAAACCAUCGUAAGCUUACCCAGAUGAGGUUAAAUGUUGCUAUCCUGGGUUGUUUCUUGUCCCUUGCUGUAAUUUAUGUACAGUUCUCUGAUGCAAGUCUUUCCUGCAAGAUUACUCUGAGGUACUACUGGUGACUUUGCUUGUCCUCUCUCUGUACAGGUCAAGUUCUCCGUCCCUGUCCAAAGCUAGUGACACGUAAUCUUUUAACAUGUGCAGUUCAUGGAAGAAGCCUUUAAUUCAGGCGAGAACGCAUCCCUUGUCAUUUGCUCAAUGGAAACAGGUUAUGAAGCCGCCAUAUAUAACCAAGUCUCCAGGUUCGGAUGAGGUGCAGUCAAUCACAUUAUGUCGUCCGAUAGAUCGACCUGUAUGCCGGAAAAUCAUGAAAUUUCUAAGGCAAGAUUCACUAUCGCAAAAAAUAUGUCCAACCUUUUUCAAUGUGCCCUUACUCAUGAACUCGUCGAUCAGUUCCCCAUGAUGACGGUUCCUUGAUCCUUGUAACCAUGUACUAGGUGCUGUUAUGCAGUGCAGUACGGUUAAGCAAGAAAGCUCAAUGAUACAAAUAUGGGCAACAACUAAUCUAGAACAAAUUACUGAUUCCAGU